AGCGGGAGUACCGCUGAGGCAUCACGAUAGUUGUCGAUCUAUCUAUCUAUAUAUAUAUUAUAAUUCUUUGUUUCCAUCCUGUUUUCGCAUCUGCGCAAUCCCAUGUCCGGUUGUGAUUGGUGUUCCGCCUGCGCCGAUGAUCUGUCGACCCCACGAGGCUGCGACUUCGAUGCGUGAAACAACCAGGAAAUCUGACCACUAUACACCGUCCUCGGCAAAUACCCGUUCAUCAUGCUGUCCCAACGGCGCAUGAGGCUGCUGGCCGUCGUCGUCUUUACGUUGAUCGUGAUCGCGCUGUAUUACUCGAGAGACAGUCACCAGGAGCAGAACCAGAAGUUUUACAAAUCCACUGUAGCCGCCAUCGAGGCGCAAAAGGAGGCGGCGGAGUUGGAGAAGACGGCAGCGAAACAGCGACCGGCGCACAGAAAGCCCGCUGAAAAGCCGCCGCCGAUCGAUGACGAUACGAUGAGACCUGCUACGCCUAAGAACCCGGAUGAUACCGAGGAGAUCUCCAUCGCGGGGAGGACGAAGAUAACUGUUCCCAAGAACAGGGACGACCCGGUACAGCAAGGAUCGGAAUCGCCUAGUAAUCCUCAGGCGGAUGACAAGACUCAGGCGGACCACAAGACUCCUCAGGCGGACGAUACUCCCAAGACGGACGACGCGCCUGAGGGCGACGCGAAGACCGAGCUCAAUUCUAUUCUGAAGCGAGCACCCAUUAUCAUCUUUUCCAAAUCCUAUUGUCCGUUUAGCGCACGCGCCAAAUUCCUUCUCCUGAACAGAUAUUCGAUUGUGCCUGCGCCGUUCGUGGUGGAGCUUGACAAACACCCGCUAGGACCACAGCUGCAGACUAUUGUGGCUGAAAAGACCGGUCGUCGCACUGUGCCUAAUGUGCUGGUCAACGGGAAGAGCAUCGGAGGCGGCGACGAUGUGACUGCGCUCGACGAGAGCGACGAGUUGGUAACCACGCUGAAGGACUUGGGUGGGAAGUGGAUUCAGGAGGUCACUCGACACGAAGCAGGGCCUUGACCUCUCAAAGACAGUUGGAGUCGUAGGCUCCCUUCGAAACUUACUUACCCCUAUGGAUAGUCGGCGUUUUCAUUUCUUUCGAUUCUAGGUAGUUGAGCUUUGUUUGUGUAUAUAUUAUACCUGAGGGGUUGGGUAGAUAAGCACGAUUAGUU
Messenger RNA from Aspergillus campestris IBT 28561, 1181 nucleotides. RefSeq names its product glutaredoxin. The coding region runs from base 232 to 1029 and encodes 265 amino acids. Gene Ontology annotation, biological process: cellular response to oxidative stress. Gene Ontology annotation, cellular component: Golgi lumen; fungal-type vacuole; cytoplasm. The transcript has 4 exons. Lineage: Eukaryota; Fungi; Ascomycota; Eurotiomycetes; Eurotiales; Aspergillaceae. Gene Ontology annotation, molecular function: glutathione disulfide oxidoreductase activity. The record is from RefSeq and is a predicted model, not a curated record.